Messenger RNA from Eufriesea mexicana, 1344 nucleotides. RefSeq lists its product as uncharacterized. Gene Ontology annotation, molecular function: zinc ion binding; nucleic acid binding. Lineage: Eukaryota; Metazoa; Arthropoda; Insecta; Hymenoptera; Apidae. The record is from RefSeq and is a predicted model, not a curated record. The transcript has a single exon. The coding region runs from base 1 to 1344 and encodes 447 amino acids.
AUGACGCCCGGCCCAGGUAGGAACCUGGAAAAACCCUCGGUCAUGUUGACGCGAGCAAAGGUCCCGGCCUCCCUUGCCGGCCGCAAGGCAGGUAGGAGUAUGGAGGAAAAACCAUCGGGUAAGCGCAGGGCGAGUGCCACCCCGGAAGAACCCCGCCCAGAAGACCAGAAAAGCAAGAAGGUGGAAGCCAAUGAAACGCCGGCAAUUCAGCCAACGCGCACCGUUUCGGAGAUGGUGAAACGCGCCACCGAAAUCGAGAAGAAGAUGCUGGCCUUCUGCCUCGACCCGGCAAAGAAGGUCGGGAAAGAGAACGCCGCAACGGUGAUGGAGAGCUUCCUCGAAAUGCGCAAGAUCGUGGAUGCCCUCACACUGAAGAAUAGCUUCCUCUGCGGCAAACUGGAAGAGAGACUCUCGUCGUCAGACGAAGCGAAGGCAGCACUAACCGGCGCCGCCUCCAGGACAAUGGAAGCGACAAAGCGCCUCGAAUCCGCGGCUAAGGGAGCCACAGCCUCGGCCGCCGGGAGCGGACAAAUAUCUUACGCCGACAAACUGAAAGUGUCGAGCAGAGUUCUGCCGAAAUCAGCAAUAAUGCCACCGAAGGACGUGGUAAUUAUAACGCCGUCUUUGGAGGAUACCGAUAUCAGGACGAGCGAGGAAGCUCGCGAAGCGGUCUUCACCUUGGUCAACUCAAAGAAGAGGGGCAUAAAGGUGAAGUCAGUACGCCGCGCACAAGGCAAUGGCAUAGCGGUAGAAACGACUACCGCAGAAGGUCUCAGAGCGUUCACGGAGAACGCUAAAUUGAAGGUUAUUGGCCUGAAGGCGAGGACGCCAACCAGAAGCAGACAGAGGAUGAUCAUAUACGACAUCCCAAGAGAACUGACGGAAAAGGAGAUCCGCGCUUGCUUGAGGAAGCAAAAUAAGGAAAAGCUGGGCGACGCGGAUGUGCAAGACAUAAAAUUCUGCUUCCGUACAGGGAGAAAGGAUAGCGACGAGACAUACUGGGUCGUAGAGGUCAGCCCUCAAAUACGAAGCAAAGUGAUAUCCGGGAAAUUUUUCAUAUCCUGGAAUGCAUGUAAAGUCCGGGACUUCAUUGCCGUCAGCCGCUGCUACAAGUGUGAAGGCUUCGGGCACGUGGCCAAGCACUCUAGACAGAAGCACGAUACCUGCGGUCACUGUGCCGAAACCGGGCACGACACAAAAGCUUGCCCAACAAAGAAGAAUAACGCAGUCUGUGUAAAUUGCAAGAGGAGCGGCAAGAAGAGCGAUCACGCAGCCUCUAGCGUGAAUUGCCCGUCCUAUAAAGCUGCACUGGAGAGGACAGUCGAAAGAACCGUCUAUGGAUAA